AUGGGAGCCGGCGGUGUCAUCCUACGCUUCUGCGGUCUCGCGAUUCGCGUGCUGCAAUUCCUCGACGCGGCCGUCAUCCUCGGCAUCUUCUCUUACUAUCUCGCCAUCCUCUCCAGACAUGAUCAGACCAUCGCCACCUGGUUGAAGGCUGUCGAAGGUCUUUCUGGUGCAGCCUGUCUAUACAGUCUUCUCGGUGCUAUCUUGGUCUGCUGCCUGGGCGGAGUAUCUUUCUUCGCCUUUAUCGCUGUGGUGCUCGAUGUCUGCUUCACGGGUGCCAUGAUCGCGAUCGCGGUCAUGACUCGCAAUGGCACUCAAAAGUGCACUGGCACCGUGAACACUCCCCUCGGUACUGGCAAUGCGAACGAGGAUUCAAAGGCCAAUUUGUCUUACGGCAUGGCCUGCAAGCUCGAGAAGGUUACCUUUGCUGUCUCCGUGAUCGGAAUCUUCUUCUUCUUGAUCUCCAUUAUUUUCCAGGUCCUCAUGGCCCGCCACCACAAGCGCGAGAAGCGCUUCGGCCCCUCCCCGGCCAACGGCUAUACCUACGGCACUGGUCGCAAAUGGUUCAGCCGUAAGAAGAACACUCCCGAGGCCAGCGGUGCUGCCGAUGCCCUGCCCGGUCACCCCACCCCCCUUGACGUCGAAACUGGUGCCGAGACCAAGAACGAGAAGAAUUGGUUCGGCUCGUGGGGUAAGAACAAGAAUGCGACCGACAACGGUAACCCCACAGCUGUGCAAAAUGGCUAUGGCUAUGGUAGCUCUGCUUACACUGGCAACUACUAA
This is a messenger RNA of Penicillium macrosclerotiorum, 780 nucleotides long. RefSeq lists its product as uncharacterized. NCBI's taxonomy places the organism in Eukaryota, Fungi, Ascomycota, Eurotiomycetes, Eurotiales, Aspergillaceae. Bases 1 to 780 code for a protein of 259 amino acids. The transcript is spliced from 2 exons. The record is from RefSeq and is a predicted model, not a curated record.